GGCUUUGCUUUGGCAACUGAUCUGGCUUAUCUCCCUCAGUGCCAUCUUUUUUAGGACUCGCUACCGCUGUUCCUAGUCACCCGAGUUUUCUGCCGUUCACAAGCGACUGAAGCACACAACUAGGCUAAAAUGUGCAAAUUGAGGCCACCUGGUUCUCUCCAGAUGUUUUGGCCUUCAACUACCAUUAUUCCCAGUUGACUGCAGUCAGAGUAUUUAAAAAGGAAAGCGGAGAUGGCAUUGAGCAAAUGGAAAAGCUAAGCAAAUUCUGCCUGCAGGGUCUUAAUUUGGAGCAACAUUGAGCUUUCUAGGAGGCAAAGUGAUGGGAGACAGCAUGGAUGGGUGGGUGGGCAGCGCUUACCUGUUCGUCCAAGCAACCUCAGAAAAGGUCUUUCUACCCACGCUCUACAGAAACCCCCAACAGAGGCCCUGCAUAUUCAAGGCGUUCAAGUUGGCGCUUGCAGAUUCCACAGGGGGCUUCAAUGGGCUGGAUAUCCUGAAGGUCCAUUGUAGCGACCCUCAUUUGAUUGUCCAGCUCAAAUUCUGCAAGGAAGAGGACUGCAGAAAGUUCCUGCAAAGCUACCACCAAGGAGGUCUUCAGGAUGCUCUCCAGAGGCAUCUCAAAGUCUCCUUGUCCUUGGCUAGUUUAGAGCCCCUCAGGAUGGAGCUGAAGGCUGGUGCUGAGAAGCUGGAUUCCAUGAUCCUGGAAGUAGAACGUUGUCUAGAAUGCAUCUCUCGUGAGAAACCAGAUCAUCUCAGAGAUGAAGAAAUAGCACAGCUGGAAGAAUCUCUUAUGAGUCUGAAUUGUCAAGAAAGCAUGUGUCCAUCUCUGAAGUUGCCUCUGUCUUUGAAUUCUUCCCUUCCCACUUUGGAUUCUUCACCUCCAUCUUCCAGUCCUUCGGAGAUUUCAAAGCCUUUGCUGCAAGAAGCUAUCUUCACUUUCCAGGAUCAGCAGUUUGCCAACAGAAAAAUCACCCCUGACGACCAUCAGAAGUUUGCCAAACUGGUAUCAAAGAAAUGGAAACAGGUGGGCCGGUCUCUCUAUCUGCAGACCAAAUGUCGGGCCCUUCGGGACCCUCUCAUUGACAACCUGGCCAUCGAAUACGAACGUGAAGGCCUGUAUGAACAGGCGUAUCAGUUGCUCCGCAGGUAUAUUGACUCAGAGGGCAAGAGGGCUACCAUUCAGAGGCUGAUUGCUGCCUUGGAGGACAAUGGCCUCAUCAGCCUAGCUGAAGAACUUUUGGGUCUCCACCAAAGUGACAAUUUGCCAUGAAGAAAAAAGAGAAGCUUCUUUCUGGGGACCACUAGCAUUAUGGCUGUAUCAUUGAUCCUCCCACCAGUCUCUCAAGUGCACCUUAUUCAGUCCCUGGUCAACUACAGUUUCUCCCUAUGACUGGCUUCCCAAGAAGAAUCAAGUCCAAAAGUCAAGCUGGAAGAUCAAAGAUGGUGUCAACAACAAAUUGCAAGGGUUCUCUGGAAGCACAGUUCACCUUCUAAUCGGAUAUGAAAAAGAUGACCUCAUCAGACACUGACAGGUUCAGGAGACCUUACAAUACAGGUUUAACUUUGGAGUUCUCUUGGACUUCAAGAGGCCUUCUGAGUAAUUGAGUAGGUCAUUAGUUAAAUAAAGAAUAACCCAGAAAUAUUUUCAUUUUUCACUCUC
Messenger RNA from Python bivittatus (Burmese python), 1660 nucleotides. NCBI's taxonomy places the organism in Eukaryota, Metazoa, Chordata, Lepidosauria, Squamata, Pythonidae. The record is from RefSeq and is a predicted model, not a curated record.